Molecule: messenger RNA, 1062 nt
Organism: Ostrea edulis (European flat oyster)
Lineage: Eukaryota; Metazoa; Mollusca; Bivalvia; Ostreida; Ostreidae
Exons: 1
Coding region: 1-1062 (353 amino acids)
Biological process (GO): DNA integration
Molecular function (GO): nucleic acid binding
Source: RefSeq, a predicted model, not a curated record
AUGUCAGACUUAUCUGAGGAUGAAAAGACCCCUAUCUUGAUACCUGGCCAGAGUCACGUAGCACGACUUCUUGUUUGCUAUUGUCAUGAGAGAAUUCAACAUCAAGGCCGCUAUCUUACUGAAGGUGCUGUCCGAGGUGAAGGUCUUUGGGUCACUGGGGAAAAGCGUUUGGUGUCGUCAGUCAUUCACCAUUGUGUCAUUUGUCGUAAGUUACGAGGGAAGCCAAUGAAUCAAAAAAUGUCAGACUUACCAAGAGACCGCCUCACAAAGUCGCCGCCAUUCACCUUUGUUGGGGUAGACGUAUUUGGUCCAUGGAACGUGGUCACCCGACGUACUAGAGGUGGGAGUGCAAAUUCAAAACGCUGGGCUGUUUUAUUUACUUGCCUCUACAGUCGAGCUGUGCACAUCGAGAUCAUCGAGGAGAUGACGUCGUCCUCAUUCAUAAAUGCAAUGAGAAAGUUCAUUGCAAUUCGUGGUGCAGUCACUGAAUUCAGAUCAGAUAGAGGGACGAAUUUUGUGGGAGCGACAGGCGAGCUUCACAUCAACAUCGUGAAUGUGGAAGACGACCAUGUGAAGUCAUUCCUACAGGACAAACAAAUCGUCUGGAAGUUUAAUCCGCCCCACGCAUCGCAUUUUGGGGGCAUGUGGGAGAGGAUGAUAGGAAUCGCUCCUCGCAUCCUUGAUGCAAUGCUGUUGAAUACGAAACAUGGGAAGUUAACUCAUGAAGUUCUGACAACCUUAAUGGCAGAGGUCAUGGCCAUAAUGAAUUCCAGGCCAUUAGUACCAGUGUCAUCUGAUGUCGAUGCACCAUUUAUCCUUUCACCACAAACACUUCUGACACAGAAAACACGAGAUUUACCAAGUGAUUUUCAAGACUUAGAUGUACGCGACGUGUAUCAAUGGAAGAUGGUUCAGACCAUGGCAAAUACAUUCUGGAAACGAUGGAAAGGUGAAUUCCUAUCUACCCUGCAGCCUCGUCAGAAGUGGCUAACCUCUACAGACAACAUUAAAGUGGGAGAUGUAGUUCUGCUACAUGACAAGGAGACAGCGCGUACUGACUGA